Molecule: messenger RNA, 2031 nt
Organism: Penicillium macrosclerotiorum
Lineage: Eukaryota; Fungi; Ascomycota; Eurotiomycetes; Eurotiales; Aspergillaceae
Gene: CweA
Exons: 2
Coding region: 1-2031 (676 amino acids)
Source: RefSeq, a predicted model, not a curated record
AUGAAGGGCUUUGUCGGUGGAAUUCCUUUGGCCCUGUUGGCUGCCGCUGCUCAGGCUCAGGCCAUGGAGCAUCACGCUCCAACCAGCAACGGGGUACAGGCCCGCCACCUUUACCCUCAUAGCGGUGGCACCGCGAUGGGUGGCCCCUCAGGCAAUGAUGAGGAUGGUGGCUUCACUAGCCCAUAUGCGGCCAACGUUCACACUCACACCAAUGUUGAUGAGUAUAGCAAGGACGACCACUCCAUCAAGGUGAAGAACAAGGAUGUAUACCCGCCUCCACCCGCCCCUGGUCCCUAUGGGCCUGUCUUUGGACCGGGUGAGGGUCCCUUCCCCAAGCGUCAUUGGCGACACGGCGGCACUGCCAUGGGUGGUCCUUCUGGUAAUGAUGAAGGCCAGACCUUUGACAUGCCCAUCACUGCCAACAUUCACACCGAUGUCGACGAGUACCAGAAAGAUGAUCACUCUAUCAAGGUGAAGAACAAGAACAUCCAUCCAGCUCCAGUCUACGCCCCGAUUGCGCCUGGCUUCCACGGCCCCCCUGCCGGUUUCCGUGAGGGUUCCAGCCAGGGUGGUGAGCAUUACCACGUUCCUGCUGAAGCUUUUGUCAAGCGCUGGGGUCCCGAGGUUGGUGGCACUGCUAUGGGCGGCCCUAGUGGUGGCAGCGCCCACGGCUUCAAUGGGGGCUUUGUCUCCGGUGGCACGGCUGAGGGUGGCCCUUCUGGUGAUGAUGAGGGCGAGGACUUCGGUAACCCUAUCACGGGCGAUUUCAACACCGACGUCGAUGAGUACAGCCACGAUGAUCACUCAAUUGACCUGAAACACAAAGAUGUGUACCCUGCCCCUGUGAUUCCGUUCGGUGGUUUCAAGCGCAGCUGGGAGCCGGAGGAGGGUGGCACCGCUAUGGGUGGUCCCUCCGGAAAUGAUGGUGGUCAGACUUUCUCUGCCCCCAUCACCCUCGAUACCUCUACCGAUGUCCACGAGCACUAUCAAGAUGACCACUCCAUCGACCUCAAGCACGAAGAUGUCUAUGAGGAUCCUCCAGUUGCCGCAUUCCCUGUGGUGGGAGGUCCCGGUCCCUACAUCUCGGGGGGUGGUCCCGGCCCUUUCCGUCGUGCCUACUCUCCUGAUCGUGUUGCUGGAGGUGGAACUGCAAUGGGCGGUCCUUCUGGUGAUGACGAGGGAAGCUCUUUUGAAAACCCCACCUCUGUUGGCAUUGAUACGGGUGUGAAUGAGCAUCACGAGGAUAACCACGCCAUCAAGGUUGACAGCACCACUGUCCACCCUCCCGUGUAUGAGGUCCCCCACAUGCCCUGGAUGCCUUACCCCGAGCACCCUGUUCAGCACCCCGAGACGGUCGUUGUGCCGCUGGCCCAUCACUACGAAGCUCCUGCUUCCCCACCGGCUCCUGCUGCUCCUGCUGGUCCCCCUGCCGGUUCUUUCGAGCCUCACUGGGAGCGGCCUGCUCCACCUCAGGCUCCUCGUGAGGACCACGAGGAGGUUCCCCAAUGCGCCGCCCAAGUCCACGAAGUUGUCCGCACUGUGACCAAGACCCAGUACAAGGAGGUCCAUCCCACCAAGACUGUUUACGCGCAGCCUGUCGUUUCUCAGGUUGUCCAAACCAGCGCUGCUGUCCCUAUGUCGGCUACCCCGGAGGAGGUUGUCGACCCCAAGGUGGUCUACUCUGCGCCCGCCAUGCACGGUUCUCAGUUUGCCUCGGUCCCUGCUGCUCCUUCCUCGUCCUAUGUUCCUUACCAAAGCUACAACUACAUGCCUCAGCGCCCCGCCAGCUCCAGCGCUGCCUAUUCCAUGAUCCCGGUGCAUGUUCCUAUGGCAUCAUCCUCCAGCAUGAUGCCCAUGGCCACUCCCUCCAGCAGUAUGGGUCUCAACCUGCGGCCUAGCGGUGCCGAUGCUAUGCACAGUGCGUCGGCGACCCCCUCCGGCCACAUGUUUACUGGUAAUGCUGCUCGCGUCUCUGGUGGCAUUGCUUCGGUUGCCGCUGCUAUUGUUGGUGUUCUCGCCUUCGUUCUGUAA